Molecule: messenger RNA, 1037 nt
Organism: Zychaea mexicana
Lineage: Eukaryota; Fungi; Mucoromycota; Mucoromycetes; Mucorales; Lichtheimiaceae
Product: terpenoid cyclases/protein prenyltransferase alpha-alpha toroid
Exons: 4
Coding region: 76-1014 (312 amino acids)
Biological process (GO): protein geranylgeranylation
Cellular component (GO): Rab-protein geranylgeranyltransferase complex
Molecular function (GO): Rab geranylgeranyltransferase activity
Source: RefSeq, a predicted model, not a curated record
UAGAGAGAGAAAAUCGAAAAAGCCCGCCCAGGGCCUCUUUUCUUUUCGCUUUUACAUUUCACACGCACACACAGAAUGGCCGACACGCUAUUAAUACCACUUCAUGUCAGAUACAUCCAAUCGCUCGACAAACGUACGGAUGAACUCGAAUACUGGUUGACCGAGCAUUUGCGGCUUAACGGAAUAUACUGGGGCUUGACGGCACUGGAUCUGAUGAACAACAUUGAUGCUCUUCCACGCGAUCAAGUAAUCAGUUACGUCAAGAGUUUACAGCACGAGAACGGCGGCUUUGGCGGCCAUACGAACCAUGACCCUCAUAUGCUCUAUACGCUCUCAGCCGUACAAAUUAUGGUGACACUCGACGCGUUGGAUAUGAUCGAUACAGAUAAAGUGGUUGCAUAUGUCGCAUCGAUGCAAAAUGAAGACGGAUCAUUCAGAGGAGACAAGUGGGGAGAAGUCGACUCGCGUUUCGUGUACAUUGGUCUGAUGGCGGUGAAGCUGUUGAAGCGCAUGGAUGCUGUUAACGUGGACAAGGCCGUCGAGUGGAUACUAGAGUGUCAAAACUAUGAUGGUGGGUUCGGUAAUCAGCCGGGUUCCGAGUCGCAUUCUGGCCAAGUAUGCUGCUGCGUUGGUGCCUUGGCAUUGACAGACUCGUUGCAUUUGAUCGAUCAGGAUAUGCUCGGCUGGUGGUUAUGCGAGCGACAAGUCAAGAUUGGCGGACUGAAUGGACGGCCCGAGAAAUUGGAAGAUGUGUGUUACUCUUGGUGGGUGUCAUCCGCUCUUGCCAUUAUCGGUCGAUUACAUUGGAUUGACAAGGAGAAACUUUCGCAGUUUAUCUUAUCGGCUCAGGAUCCAGAAGAUGGCGGCAUAUCGGAUCGUCCUGGUAACAUGGUCGACGUUUACCAUACCUGUUUUGGUGUUGCUGGGUUGUCACUGCUUGAUUACCCGGGUUUGAAAAAGGUUAACCCUGUGUACUGUAUGCCAGCACAUGUUAUUGCUCGGCUAGGAUUGUAACAAUAAAAGAUGUAUACCAAUUA